AUGGAAGACAUUGCAGUCAUUGGAAUUGGUCUUCGAUUUCCAGGAGACGCCACAAAUCCCGAAGAGCUCUGGCGGGUGUUGGAAAAUGGCGAAUCCCAGUGGCGUGAUAUCCCCAAAGAUAGGCUUAACAUUGACGGAUAUUUCCAUCCGAGUGGAAACAGAUUAGGAAGUAUCCCUUUUCGGGGAGCUCACCUUUUAAAAGAGGAUAUUGCAGCAUUUGAUGCACCGUUCUUCAGCAUAACAGCAGACGACGCUCAAGCCAUCGACCCCCAACAGCGAAUGUUGCUGGAGGUGUCAUACGAGGCUUUGGAAAAUGCGGGCCUGCGGAAAGAAGACAUCUAUGGCACCGACGCUUGCGUUUAUGUCGGGUCGUUUGUUAAAGACUAUGAGCAAAUCUGCCUUCGUGAUCCUGACUGGUCGCCGCAGUAUGCUGCUACCGGCAACGGCAUUGCCAUCAUGGCUAACCGCAUAUCUUACUAUUACAAUUUGCACGGGCCGAGUAUGACUGUCGACACAGGUUGCAGUGGCAGCUUAGUAUCCGUCCAUUUGGCGGCUCAAAGCCUUCGCAAUCGAGAAUCGGCCGUUGGUAUAGCAGCGGGCGCAGGAAUGAUUCUCACACCUAGCACCAUGAUGCCUAUGACAGCCUUGAAUUUUCUUAGCCCGGAUGGCAAGUGUUUCACGUUUGACUCGCGAGCCAAUGGUUAUGGUCGUGGAGAAGGGAUCGGCGUUGUUAUCAUGAAACGUCUGUCUGAUGCUAUUCGAGACAAUGACACGAUACGAGCCGUCAUACGGGGAACUUCGGUCAACCAAGACGGUCGGACAACCGGUAUCACUCUGCCAAGCAAAGAGGCCCAGGUGGCAAAUAUUCGCUCAGUCUACGGCAAUGCUGGACUCGACUUUGGGCAAACGGCGUACGUUGAAUGCCAUGGAACGGGAACACAAGCCGGGGACUGGCGGGAGCUCAAGGCCAUCUCCGAGACAUUGGCGGCAGAACGACCCGCGACGAAUCCAGUUAUUGUAGGCUCGGUCAAACCGAAUAUUGGGCAUCUGGAAGGUGCAGCCGGUGUGGCUGGCAUGAUCAAGGGGGUCCUUGUCUUGGAGAAGGGCAAAAUCCCCCCCAACAUCAACUUCAAAUCCGGCAAUCCCACCAUAGAUUUUGAGGAAUGGAGGGUCAAGGUUCCGCUCUCUGUCAUGGACUGGCCCAUCCCUGGGCUUCGUAGAGUCAGCGUCAACUGCUUUGGUUUUGGAGGAACCAACGCCCACGUCAUUUUGGAUGAGGCUGCCGGGUAUCUAGGUAGUCGCGGGCUGGUUGCCAACCACCACACUCACGUUUGUUCCUCUUCAAGCCCAGCUGCAGCCGUUUCCACCACAGCGGCAACGCCAACAGAUACGAGUCAGCUCUUUUGCUAUUCGGCGAGCGAAAAAAACGGUGUCAUCCGUACCAUGAAAUCUCACUCAAAGUACAUUUUGUCUUUGCAAAACUCACCGUCAACGACGCUGUUGCGCAAUUAUUCCUAUACCCUGGCCUGCCGACGAUCUACUCUGGAAUGGAAGGGCUUUUUUGUGGCUAGGUCGCCGGCUGAAAUCGCGGCCAAACUUGAAGCCGCCGAGACGCUUAAUCUUGGUCGAUCGUUGAACAAGACGGAACCAAAAAUCGCAUUUGUCUUCUCUGGACAAGGCACUCAGUGGGCUCAGAUGGGGCUUGAUCUCAUGGUCUUUGAUGCCUUCCGACGAAGCCUGGAGGAAGCAAAUGCCUACAUGCAAGAUCUCCAGUCUCUGUUCGAUCUGUUCCGCGAACUUUCCAGACCAGAUUCGGAAUCUAUCAUUUCCUUCCCUUACCUGUCACAAUUCGCCACAACGGCGAUCCAGGUCGCCUUGGUCGAUCUUUUCCAUUCAUUUGGCGUCAGUCCGAAAUAUGUUAUUGGACACUCUUCUGGAGAAAUUGCUGCCGCCUAUGCUGCAGGUGCCAUUUCACGACCCUCCGCCUGGGAAAUCGCUCACUUUCGAGGUAUGGCUGCCAUUAGCAUCGGCUUCCGGGCGCCGAAACUCAGAGGAUCCAUGAUGGCCGUCAGAAUGUCAUGGCAAGAGAUGGCCAACUACCUGGCAUCCAGUUCCGAGGCGGCAGAAAUUGCUUGCAUCAACAGUCCGCAAUCAGUCACAAUCUCUGGGAGGGUUGAGCCUAUUGAGGCGAUCGCGAAAGAUCUUGGAAGAAGGAAUAUCUUUCAUCGUAUCUUGAAUGUUCAGACAGCAUAUCAUUCCUCCCAUAUGCGCCUCGUUUCACACGAUUACCGUGACGCCAUCAACACCGUGACGGCACAAGAACUUACCCCCGGUGUCAAGAUGUUUUCUUCCGUCACUGGACGGGCUAUUAGCGGUUUAGAGCUCGGCUGUGAGUACUGGGUAGAAAAUUUGGUCAGUCGCGUGCAGUACGUUGCGGCAAUGAGUGAAAUGAUGAGCUUGCCAACCGAGCAAAGACCCGACGUGGUCCUCGAACUGAGUCCUCGCGGGAGCCUGCGAUCGCCUAUCGCAGAGAUAAUGGAAUCUGUUCUUGGGGAGUCUGCGCAUCCUCCCUACUACUCUGCCAUGCAGCCAAAGGGGGACGGCGUCUCGAGAAUCCUUUCCGUCAUCGGAGAGCUCUGGGUUCAGGGGUGCUCAGUAGACAUGCUACAAGUCGUCACACGAGGCCACAACCAUGCCAACCGGCCCAAGUGUUUGUCAGAUCUUCCCCCUUACCCUUGGAAUCACACAAAGUCCUACUGGCAUGAAUCACAUCUCAGCGUUGCCAACAGACAGCGAAAGCACCCUCGUGAAGAUCUGAUUGGGUCCCUUACAGCAGACUCCAUUUCCUUUGAACCUCGUUGGCGCGGAUUUCUACGCAUAUCGGAGAAUCCAUGGAUCCAAGACCACCAAGUACAAAAGACAAUUGUGUACCCAGCUGCGGGCAUGAUCUCGAUGGUUCUCGAGGGUGCAAAGCAGAUCCGCCCGCAGACAAGCAGCUUCCUCGGCUACGAGAUCACCGACAUGAAGAUAGCAAAGGCAAUGAUUAUCCCCAACACGUCUCACGGCCUAGAGGUGGCUUUGAACAUUAAAUCCAAUACGCAGCCUGGCGACAACCGCCACGAAUUCGCGAUUUACUCCAAGCCGUUGAAUGCGCCCUGGGAGCAUCAUGCGUCCGGACUCGUCACAUUCAAACACGCCGGUAACAGCGCCAACGCAAGUCCGAACCGUGUUGACGAUGCUGAAAUGAAGAGCUUGUCCAGUGUCUACGAUCGGAAAGUCAACCCUCGCCAACUGUAUGAGCUCUUGGACACUAUUGGCAUGAAUUACGGCGCAACCUUUCAAAACCUCUUCGACGUUUACCAAAGGGACGGGGCCUGCUUGUUCAAGGUACGCGUUCCUGAUACCAAGUCCAAGAUGCCGGCAAGGUUCGAGUACCCUCACGUUAUCCAUCCUGCGACAUUGGACUCCAUGCUUCAUUCGUUGUUCGCCAUUGAGACGAAGCCAAUGGUCCCAACCUACGUUCGACGCAUCUUUGUCUCCGCGCAAGUCGACCAUGACGGACCCCGGGUGUAUUCAGGGUACGCUACUGCCGGCAAGGUUGGCCUCCAAGAUGCGACUGCCAAAAUUGUCAUGAGUGCACCAGAUUUGCCUGACGCAAAGGUCGUCCUCGACGGACUGCAUCUGACAGCGCUCAGCACCGCGGCGACUGACUCGGUGCCCUUUCUCCCCAAUUAUCGAAAUCUCUGCAAUGAGAUCAUAUGGAAAGAAGAUGCCACAUUUUCCACCACGACUAAUGUCCUGCAGCUCCUGGAUCUCUUUGCUCACAAAUUUCCUGGGCUUUCCGUCUUGCAAGUCGGGGGUUCUUUGUCCGACGCCCUGGAAACGCUGAAUCUCCUAGCUCCCGAUGAGCAUGAGACACCACGACUAUCGAGGUUCACCUUGUUGGAUCAUGCCGACUCUCACGUCUCGUCUUCACUUUUGUCCAAACUAAAAAGCGGCAGACUGGAGCUAUUCGUCGAAAGCAGACAGAAACUUGCAGAAGUCCGUUCCGAAUAUCACCUGAUCAUAUCUUACGGCGAUAAUCAACUGGAUUCGACGGGACUCAAGAGUCGGCUCAGAGUCGGGGGCCUUCUUCUCCAAACUUGUCUUGGGACAGCAGAUGCUCCAUCUGCUGCGGGCAGUUCCGGCAGUGCAAACGGCAAUCCUCUACCGAAUGGAAGCCUGAAAAGCCCAACUGACACGAUGGUGUACAAGCGACCAGCAAUACCCGUUGCUCAACCUCAGAUCAUUGUAUUGACACCAGAAAAGCCGACCGAGGAAAUGCUGGCAUUCAUCAGUAUCGCCAAAAGCCACCCAGCUGUAGAAGGCGGGAAAGGACAACUGUUUGCGCUCACGUCGCGGGAAAUUCUCCAAAGCUCGUUCCUUUUCGAACACUCGGUGGUGAUUUCAUUUCUCGACGUUGCCGCAUCUCCCAAGCAAGAAGACCGGCAUUCCAUCCUACAAUGGGACGAGGAGCAUUUUGACAUGCUUAAAACAUUGCAGCGAUCAGCAAAGGGCAUUAUUUGGGUAACCAGAGGCUCCCACAUGUACCCCCGGUGUCCUGAAGGCUCGGCGGUAAUUGGAUUGGCAAGAGUUCUCAUGUCAGAAGAUCCCCGAAAGGUCAUCGUCACCGUUGACGUGGACUCUGCGACGAGUCUCGGGGACUCUGCGGCUGCCGACAAUGUCAUGCACGUGUUUACUAAAACAUUUUGCGAGGAAGCAGACUCGGCCUACGUCGAGACUGAAUUUGCAGAGAAGGAUGGCAAGCUGUUUAUUCCUCGCAUGAGACCUAUCCAGCCGAUGAAUCAAAUCAUCGAGGGCCGUGAGCCGAGCAUUACCAAAAGCCGCCCAUUCCAUAAAAGGGCAUCAUCCGGCGGGGACUUGGAAGUCGAGCUUUCCAUCCUGCAGCCGGCACUGACGGAUGACUCGUGGCAAUUCACCGAAUAUGUUCCCACGGAUGUGCCAGGCCGCGGCGAAGUCGAGAUUGAGUUUAGACAUGCUUUACUCACAUGGCACGACGUCGAAACCAUGCUUGGGCGCAGUGUUGAGUCCACUAUCGGGACGGAUUUACGUGGCAUCGUCACCUCGGUUGGUCAGGACGUCACCGAGUUUUCACCCGGAGACGAGGUGACGGCGUUUGUGGCCGACGGGUGCAUCCGCAGCUCGGUCCGCGUCAGAAGCUGCUUCGUGCAGCCCCAGAGGGAGGGUUUCUUCCCCGGCUUGUACGCCAGUGCUUACUAUGCCGUCGUACACAUGGGCCGCGCCAGAGCAGGCAAAAGCCUCCUCAUCCACGGUGCCGCCAGCGCACACGGGCUCGCCGGUAUUGAGAUGGCAAGGUUGCUUGACGUCGAGGUAUUUGCCACUGUUUCCGGCAAGGACGUCAACGAGCAGCGAAGACUUUUGGAAAGCUUGGGAGUGCCUGCCAGCUCAAUCUUGGACGCAGACGACGACCAAGAUUUCGCUCAACAAGUUCUGGCAGCGACGGGCGGCAAAGGCGUAGACGUCAUCUAUGACACGACACAAAAAACGCAGGUCAAUGCAAACCUGAAAUGCAUCAAGUGCGGGGGCGUUCUUAUCCAGCUCGCAAACGCGUCUCCCAUUUCCUCUGGCCAUGAUGUGAACCUGGGCACCAGCUCGGUCAGCGUUGUCAGGUUCAAUCUGCGUCAGCUUGCACGACAAGACGAAGACUUGGUCGCCGAGCUUCUGGAGUCGACGACUCGGCUUCUUGCCGAGAGAGAGUGGGCAUGUUCACCGGUUGGCGCCGCGGCCGCCAACGAGUUUGGCGUGGAUGCGCUCGGCGACGCUCUCAGGCACGUCCAGACCAACCCUCACCGAGGCUUGUGCACGGUGUCGGCCCUCCCCGGGGAAACGCCCGUGGUUCGGGUUGUCUGCAGCGACACGUCCAGAUCUCUCUGGGAGGCGAUUGACCCUGACGGCACGUACCUGCUGGCCGGCGGGCUCGGCGGCCUGGGCCAGAGCAUUUGCGAGCUUCUCAUCGCCAACGGCGCCCAGCACAUUGCCCUGGUGUCUCGAUCCGGCGCCUCGUCGGCCUCUUCUCAGGCAUUCCUGGACAGUCUGCGGCGCCGGGGGGUCCACGCCAAGGCCUACCGCGCCGACAUCUGCGACGCGGUGCUGCUGGAAGCAGUGGUGGGCGUGGAGAUUGCCGCCGAGAUGCCCCCCGUCCGCGGGGUGUUCCAGUGCGCCGCCGUCGUCCAAGACGCCAUGUUUGACAACAUGACGUUUUCGUCCUGGCAGGCAGCCAUCAGGCCCAAGACGGCGGGAUCCUGGAACCUGGUCAAGGCCAUGCCCGAUGGGGACGACAGCCCGUUCUUCAUCUUCCUGGCCAGCUCGGCCGGCGUGAUCGGCAACCGCGGACAGGCAAACUACGCCGCCGGCAACAGCUACCAGGACGCGCUCGCGCACCACUGCCGCCUGCAGGGCAAGCACGCCGUCUCGCUCGACCUCGGCCCCGUGCUGGGGGCGGGCAUGCUCACCCAGGACGAGGAGGUUCUCGACAAGCUCCGCGCCAGCGGCUUCUACGGCGUCCGCCACCAAGACUUCCUCAAGGUCGUCGAGCACGCCAUCACCACGGAGAUGGGCGCGUCGCGACUCGCCACCCCGGCCCAGGUCGUUCUCGGCGUCGGGACCGGCGGGCUCCUGCGGCAGAACAAGCCGGCGGACCCGUACUGGUCCCGCGCGGCGCUGUACGCCUACCUCAACCUGGUGGACAUGCCGCCGCCCGACCUGGACGCCUCCGCCGCCGACGCACACGGCGCCGACCUGAAGUCGGCCCUCGCGCGGGCGCCCACCGCCGAGGCCGCCGCAGACCUGGUCCGCAGCGGCCUGGCGCACAUGCUCGCCAAGGCCAUGAACCUGCUGCCGGAGGAAGUCGACGCCAACCAGCCGCCCAACUCGUACGGCGUCGACUCCCUCGUCGCGGUGGGCGUCAGGAACUGGGUCCUGAGCAACUGCGCCGUCGAGGUGUCCGUCUUUGAGGUCCUGAGCAACGACACCAUCAGCCAGAUGGCGAGCACGAUUGCCGCCAGACGCGGGGGGUACGGCGACAGCAAGGGCGCGAGAGAUGUUUGA
Ustilaginoidea virens is the source of this 7128-nucleotide messenger RNA. RefSeq lists its product as uncharacterized. The record is from RefSeq and is a predicted model, not a curated record. The transcript is spliced from 9 exons. The coding region runs from base 1 to 7128 and encodes 2375 amino acids. Lineage: Eukaryota; Fungi; Ascomycota; Sordariomycetes; Hypocreales; Clavicipitaceae. Gene Ontology annotation, molecular function: oxidoreductase activity; phosphopantetheine binding; fatty acid synthase activity. Gene Ontology annotation, biological process: secondary metabolite biosynthetic process; fatty acid biosynthetic process.